CGCUGACAAGCAAGCAAGAAGCGAGACGAAGAGCAAGGCCGGCACACAAACAAGCACACUCUCAUCAUCCUCAAACGCUGUGUAACAGAACACGACAACACCACAGCAUACAAGGCAAGGUCAACCAUGUUUCGGAAAGAGCAGAAGAAGAAAGGGGCCAAGGUACAGGUGAAGCAGUCUGGGGUGCGGCGGCUGCGCGCCAGCAUCACAGAGGCGUAUCCUCGGGUGAGCCAGGCACAGCUCGACGGCCUGGUGCCCGUGAACGGCCUGAUCAAGCAGCAGAAGUUUGCCUCGCACGCGUCCGCCUACUACUACGAUGGGCUGCCCGUCUUCUUCACCGUGCACCCCAAGGGCGGCAAGGAGGAGCUCUUGCCCACGCUCUACUCGUUGCACAUUGCGCCACAGAUCAUGCCCUCCGUGGAGGUGGCGCCCGGGCUGCAGCGGAAGAUCUGCACCAAGCACGACCGGCUCUUCAUGCCGGGCGUGCUGAUGCGCCAGCCGCCCUCUCCGCGCGUCUCGUGGGUGACGUACAACUUUGGCCGCUUCAACAAGGGCGACAAGGUGCUACUACACGAACAGGGCGUGUGGUUUCCGUUUGCCAUCGGCGAGUGGCUGCUGGACUCGCGCGACCUGGAGUUCAAGGGCGCCGUCGGCGAGAGCAUCGGCAUCCUGCACCACAUCGACGACACCCUGUGGCUGGAAGGGCAUGCGCGCAUCCCCACGGAGAAGCCAGACAUCGUGGACGAGGCCAUCCAGGAGCACGAGGACAAGAUUGUGCAGCAGGCGCACGCGCGCGCCCAGGCCGCAGUGGACAAGCGCAACCAGGAGCGGCUGCGGGCGAAGAUCGCCGCUGCGGAGGCCACGGUCGCCGCACACCCGAAGGAGCACCGCAAGGCAACCAAGGCGCUGCGGGCCAUUGCCGACCUGAAGGAGAAGAAGGCACAGGGCGCAUCGCUCGACCCGGACCAGGAAGCCAAGCUUGCCCGCGAACAAGAACUGAGUGCAGAGGUGGAGGAGCUGACGCGAACGUUCGCGGAGGCAACGGCGUUUCUUGAGUCGCCGCACCUUACGCCCGAGGAAGAGGAGCACGUGCAGACGGAGGAGGAGGAAGGGAGGGAGGAGAAGGGCGCUGCUGAAGGGAGGGAGGUUGAAGGAAAGGAGGUGCAGGAGCAGGAGCAGCAGGAGCAGCAGGAGCAGCAGGAGCAAGGAGAGGAGGAAGAAGAGACACACAAGCAGGAGAAGGAAGAGACACACGGGCAGGAGGAGCAAGGAGAGGCAGCAACAGAAGAAGGUGCUGGUGAGCAGCAACCAGACACUGCAGCAGAUGCAGUGACUGCGACAGCACACCUGUCCUCAUCCACAACACAGACAUCCGAGCAAGACGAGCAACAGCUAGCAGGCAGUGAAGAGCACUCUGAAUCCCAAACCGAACCACAACCAGAACCACAACCAGAACCACAACCAGAACCGCAGCCACAACUUGAGGCACAACCACAACCACAACCAGAGCCGGAGCCAGAGCCGGAGCCGGAGCGCACGGCGGACGAGGUGGCCAAGCUGGCGCUGCUGCUGGCCAUCAAGACAACACUGACCGCAGACGCGCUGCCGUUGCUUGCAAGCACGGCCAUGGCACAGCACAUCAAGCCUGCAGCGUCGCGGCUGCGCGAGCGCGCGUUCAACAUCAAGGCCACGAAAUGGAAGCAGGUGAAGAAGUUUCUUGCCGCGAUGGCGGAGGAAGGGCUCAUCACCAUAUCCGAACCCGUGACCGGCAAACUCAUGAUUGACAGCAUCGACUACACGCACUCGGACCUGCUGUUUGACGUGGACGAUGUGGUGGUGCCACACGAUGACGGUGACAGUGAUGAUGAUGACGGGCUGUUGCGCGGCGUGGCCAUGGUGGAGAGCGAUGCGAAGCGCAAGCAGAUGGCGGCCAUCAAGGGCAAGCAGCCGCCGCGCAAGGGGAAGGUGAAGCAGAACCAGAAGAUCCUGGUGCAGUCGAAGCGCGUCAAGGGCCGCCAGCACGUCAUUGUCACGCGCUGGGACGACCUUGGACUGGAGGCGGACGCAGACACGUUGUCGCGACUCAAGCAGCUUGUCUCUGCGGCGGUGGACGUGAAGCAGAUUGCGGGCAGGAAGAAGAAGCAGCAGCAGAUUACGUUCCACUGCAAGCUCGCCCACAAGGCCGUGGACGCCAUGUGCAAGGUCUGGGGGCUCGAGAAGAGGCACUUUGACGUCAGAUGAGCACCAUCUCCAUGUGCUUGUGCUUGUGCUUGUGAUGUCAUGGGCACAAUAAACAACAACUCUUCUG
Salpingoeca rosetta is the source of this 2308-nucleotide messenger RNA. RefSeq lists its product as uncharacterized. The record is from RefSeq and is a predicted model, not a curated record. Lineage: Eukaryota; Choanoflagellata; Craspedida; Salpingoecidae. The transcript has a single exon. Gene Ontology annotation, molecular function: translation initiation factor activity. Gene Ontology annotation, biological process: formation of translation preinitiation complex. Bases 127 to 2241 code for a protein of 704 amino acids.